GCCGUGACCCCGCGUGUCCCGCCCUCCGCCGGCACAGGCGCGGCCAUGGCAGCAGAGCGGGACUGGGACCGGGAUCUGCUUUUCUACCGGCGGCUGCCCAAAGCGGAACUGCAUGCUCAUUUGAAUGGCUGUAUCAGUUCUGCCACCAUGAAGAAACUCAUGGCCCAGAAACCAAACCUUCAGAUCCAGAAUGGAAUGACUGUGAUUGACAAAGGAAAGAAAAGAACCUUGGAGGAAUGUUUUCAGAUGUUUCAGAUCAUCUAUCAGUUUACCACUAGGACUGAGGAUAUUUUACUGAUAACUAAAGAUGUCAUUAAAGAAUUUGCUGAUGACGGUGUCAAGUAUCUGGAAUUGAGGAGCACUCCAAGAGAAGAAAAGUCCACAGGUAUGACCAAAAGGAUGUAUGUUGAAACUGUACUUGAGGGUAUAAAGCAGUGUCAAGAGGAAGGCUUGGAUAUAGAUGUAAGAUUGUUAAUAGCAAUAAACAGAAGAGAUGGCCCAGCAGUUGCUAAGCAGACUGUUAAGCUUGCUGAAGAGUUCCUGCUUUCCAGUGAUGGGGUUGUAGUAGGGCUUGACUUCAGUGGUGAUCCCACUGCAGGACAUGGUCAAGAUUUUUUGGAGCCACUUUCAGAAGCAAAAAAAGCAGGUCUAAAGCUGGCAUUGCAUCUUUCUGAGAUUCCAAAUCAAGAAGAGGAGACCAAAAUUCUCCUGGGCCUGCCUCCUGACAGAAUUGGACAUGGAACAUUUCUCAGCUCCACAGCAGCAGGUUCAGAAGAGUUAGUGUCAAUUGUUCGACAGAACCAGAUACCUAUUGAACUUUGUGUGACAUCAAACAUUAAAUCUCAGACGGUGCCUUCCUGUGGCAAACAUCAUUUUGGAUACUGGUACAGCAUGGGCCAUCCUGCAGUACUCUGUACUGAUGAUAAAGGCAUCUUUGCAACCGAACUAUCACAAGAGUAUGAGGUGGUUGCAAAAACAUUUAAUUUGACUCGAUCACAGAUGUGGGAUCUUUCCUAUGAAUCAAUCAACUAUAUUUUUGCUUCAAAUGCAGUGAAAUCCAAGCUCAGGGAACAAUGGUGUAAACUGAAGCCAGCUCUGUUUGAUUAAUCAAAUUGUUGUUCUAAACAGCUCAGGUGUAUUAGGUGAGUUAAUAACCAUUUUUUACUGAAGACCCUAUGUUUUUUUCAGACUUCAGGGUUAUAAACCCAGCCAGAAACUGCUUGUGCAAAAUGAAGAUGAUGGGAACGCAUCCUUUGUUAGUGGGGACAGAAGUAAAUAUUCUUUUAUAGUUGGGAGGGGCUCUCAACCAGUGACCAAAACUCCAAAUGUGUUGUCACAUUGUUUCUCUUUAGCUGAUAUGCCAUUUAAAAAAAAUACUUAGUUGAAAUAUGUCAUUAUAAUAUAAAUAUUUGAGAGCUGGAACAAAAUGAAGGCAUGGCUGUCAGUGUUUCAAGUGUCUCUGUUGGCAGCGUUUCUCCAAGCAGUUUUGGAUGUGUAGUGCAUAUAUCUGGGGGUUGUACUGUUUUCGGGUUUUGAGCAGUUAAUUGAAUGUGAAGACACAAACAAAGUCAGGGAGAGUGAAAUGUUUGUCCCAAAGAAAUUUAAUAUUUUCUCUGUUUUUAUUGCUGUACAUGUAUGACUGAAGCUGCUGUGGAUUGUGUAGCACAUGGGGGUCUCUGCUGGUGCUCUCAGCAAUGGUGGCGUUCAGGCAGUUGAGAAUCUUGAACGCCUUUGGUAACUGAGCUACUUGUGCGAAGUGAUCUCGUUCUUAAAAUGCUUUUUAGAGUUGCUGUUUGUUGUGUUAAAAAAAAGCAAUAAAAAUAUCCUCAACCUCUAUGGUUUUGAAACCACCCAUUUGAGAUGGGGAUGUGCAUGUUUAAGCUAUACAGAAGAGAAGUAAGAUUCCCUGGGGGUGAGUGGAGCAGAUGAGCUGCCUGCCAGCCACAAAACUGCAACCAGGGCUCCCUGCCUCGGGCAGCAACAGGGUUCACUGUGCCCUCCCUGUGCACUUGUGUGUGUGUUUUGGUACUGAGAGUUCAGAAUGUCUCUGAACAUGCACAUGCAUCAGUAUCCAACACUGAGCAUUGCUGGCUAGUGCAGGAAGUAUCUGGAGAGAAGGUGUUUCCUACCUACAGUCCUUUUACAUUGAUUAAUUAAACAAGCAAACGUUCUUUUUGCUCCAUGAGGAAUACUGAAUGUGUGUCUAAUGCUAUAAAAGCUGUUCGUAAUACAGUCAGUAUAAUGUAGCUCUGGCUCCUAAGUGGAAAUAAGGGUGGGGAGGAGGAUAGCAAAGAAGUUGGUAUGCCUGUGUGUCUACUGGAGGUUUCCACAGAAUGUUUUCCAAGAUGAAAACAUAUUCCUUUUGGAGAUGCAGGGAAAUUAUGUGGAGCAACCUUGUCGGUUUAUAUAUUAUCUGAACCAGAAUAAGACCAUGUGUUGACUUCUUCUAUAUAAGCACUACUUUAAAUUACUUUCCAAGUAGUUUCACUGGUGACAUUAUCAUUUACUGUUUGAUCAUGCUUGUCUGUAUUUUCUUUUAACAAAAAUAAUUACCAUGGCAAGUGUAUUUUUUCUUUCUUAUUAAAAGCUCUCUGAAGACAGGUGGAGCAGCUUUCCGGAAUUUUAUAGUUAGUCAUCUCAAAUAAGAUGGCGUUCUCUUAUAAGUUUUAUUGUAUUUCAUAGCUCAUGGCCUUCUAAUAACUCUUCAGUAACACAGUAUUUGAUUUAUUAUUGAAGAAAAACUGUAGACUUCCUAUUUGCUUACUAAGGAAUCAUCCUCAGUGUUCAUUGUAUCAUGUGUAAAAUUUUCUAAAGCAAAAUAGGACUCAUCAUUAGUGUCCGAGACUUUUAGUUCCAAACUGUUAGUGUUAUAUGGAAGUAAGUUGGAUUUUUAAGGUUUUUGUGUGGAAUGUGACAUGUAGAAGUGUUAAUUCCCAGAGCAUAGCCAUUUAAUUCCCAUAGCAUAUGCUGAUAUUUUCAACUUCCUUGUUUUCGUGCAAGUAUACAAUGUCUUACAGAUUUUUUAACAAUAUGGAUUAUUACAUACAAUUCCUAAUAUUUCUAUUUAAUUUACUUCUGUGUGUCUUCAUGGUACUACCUCGCAUCAGCUGUAGUGCUGCCCCCAAAUAGUUUGGUAUACGAUGGUACAUGGAUGCUACAUAGUUUUAUAAUUAAAAAAAACAACCAGCUUCCCUGUUUAUUCCUGACACAAGCAUUUGGAAAUAGUGAACCAGUGCAGUUGUAUGUAAUCUGGAGUUCUGGAAUCCCUCUUCUGAAGAUUUACCCUGUAACUAAGAUAUUUGCAGGUGAUUUUAAAAACCACCACUUAGUAUUUAACAGUAUUUAUAGUAUCUUAGUAAAGGGAGUUAGGAGGUAACUUGGACAAUUCCAUUUGUGUGCAGUAAAAGAACCAGGAAUGUAUGUAGGUGGCUGAGGAACAACAGACAGAAUCAGUACACACGACUCUUAACUGUUACUGAGGUUGUUUACACUGCAGAAGUGUUGUGCUUAGGAAAUUGGACAGGAUGUGGACUUUUGGAAUGAAGAAUCACCAUCCGAUGAGACCUUUGUCAUGCACAGUUCCCAGGCUGUUAGAACCUGAAACCCUCUUACUGUCUCUGGGCUAGUUUUUCAGAGUUUAACUAUUAUAAGUAAAACUGCAGUUUCCUUCUUUGGCAUCAGGUAGGAUUAUAGUUAAUUUUAAUUUAAACACUUCUUGCUGAGCCUGUUAAAUCCCGAGUUAGCAGUGACCACUGUUUAGUUUAUAAUGUUAUAUAAAAAUGAGUGUGACACACAGUCACAGUGAAGCAUCACCACAGAAUUAACCAUCACUAGUGGGGCAGAGGACUUUUUUUCCUUGAAUGCAAUGGAAAUUUUGUGUAACUACUACUAGAAUUACAUGGUAUAAGAUGAGGUUUAAGUUAUCUAUUCAGGUGCAACUCAACUUAUUUUUAAAGUAAACAAAAUAGAUCUAGACAGAGUU
Molecule: messenger RNA, 3982 nt
Organism: Myiozetetes cayanensis
Lineage: Eukaryota; Metazoa; Chordata; Aves; Passeriformes; Tyrannidae
Gene: MAPDA
Product: adenosine deaminase like
Exons: 10
Coding region: 46-1107 (353 amino acids)
Biological process (GO): inosine biosynthetic process; adenosine catabolic process
Molecular function (GO): adenosine deaminase activity
Source: RefSeq, a predicted model, not a curated record